AUGUUCGCCCGCAAGCAGUACGUCGCGAGACACCUUCGCCUCCACACGGGCGAAAAGCCGUUUACGUGCCGCCUCUGCCCGGCGGAGUUCGCGCACCAGACGACGUUGGAGCAACACUUGUUUACCCACACCGACGAAAAACCGUACAGAUGUGAAGAGUGUGGGAGAAGGUUCGCGCAACGGGCGAGCCUAUUUCGCCACAACUAUGUUCACACCCGCGAGAAGCAUUACGCCUGCGACAGAUGUCCGGCCGCAUUCUCUCAUAAGAGUACGCUGAUCAGACACUACCUUACGCACACGAAGGAGAAGCCGUGGAAGUGCGCACUGUGCGACAAGACAUUCGCGCUCAAGUUCAACCUGAAGGUCCACUUGCGGGUGCACACCAAGGAGAAGCCGUGGAAGUGCGCACUGUGCGACAAGACAUUCUCGCAGAAGUCCAGCCUGAAGGUCCACUUGCGGGUGCACACCGAGGAGAAGCCGUGGAAGUGCGCACUGUGCGACACGACAUUCUCGCAGAAGUCCCACCUGGAGGUCCACUUGCGGGUGCACACUGGCGAACGACCGUUUCAGUGCGACUUGUGUCCAGCCACUUUCAAACGGCUGGCUCACCUGCAUAAUCACAAGCGGACGCACACCAACAAAAAGCCGUUUGAAUGCUGCGUGUGCGUCAGGAGAUUCACGCAGAUUGGUUCCCUCAAUAAACAUAUGCGCACAUUCCACGCCGCUCCAAGCGCUGGUGAGAGCGAGGUCGGCGACCGGGACCCUCCCACCGUAGCGCAACGACCUGCAAAGCGAUGUCGGAAAGCUGCAAGGAACAAAGCCCAAGAAACAGUAUGA
Rhipicephalus sanguineus (brown dog tick) is the source of this 837-nucleotide messenger RNA. Its product is annotated as gastrula zinc finger protein XlCGF49.1-like. The transcript has a single exon. Lineage: Eukaryota; Metazoa; Arthropoda; Arachnida; Ixodida; Ixodidae. Bases 1 to 837 code for a protein of 278 amino acids. The record is from RefSeq and is a predicted model, not a curated record.